AUGACAUCAUUACCAUCGAAAUCAUCGGCGUCAGGCAACAGUUCCGCUGGAAGAUAUGCUUGGAUAUCUGAAUCGGAUAAUAGCUGUAUUGCCGGAAUUCCAAUGCCACCCCAAAACGCCAACGUCGAGGUGUCGACACCACGAGAUGAUCAAACGUUAGCUUGGGAAAAAGCACAGGAAGCCUUGAAAAAGGUUAACGUUUCAGCCACUUCCACUUCUUCGAAUAUUUCAUCCAUGACAUGGUAUCAUUCUCAACUUCAAUCCGAUAUACGGUCUCAAACAUUGCAUUACUAUCCAUGGAUGGAGCAACAUAGUCUUGGAAUAUCACCAUUUCUACCUCGUUUACUACCACCGCCACCACCGCCGCCACCAUCGUCAUCAUCACCAUCACUGUCUUCAUCGUUACCACCACCACCUCCCCAAACCUAUGGUAUAACACAGGGAAAUUCGGCUUAUGUAGGAGUACAUUAUGGUUUUACUCCAUCAGGGACUCCUCUACCAUCAUCAAAUGGCAGUUAUCAUCCAGAUUUCAUGAGCCCAUGGGCAUCAUCAAACGUUGCUCCUAGACCACGACAGUUUGGUUUUAAUGGGAAUAGAUCAGCAUCAGUAUCAGGAUCAGGAGGAGGGGAAUAUGGUCGAAAUAACAAUGCAACACAGCAUCCUAUACGUUUUUCAAUUAAUCGUCCUCGAGGACUUAAUACCGCACCGGUUUUUCAUCAAAACCCUCAAUCAUUUGGACUGGAAUCACCAAACAUACCGGAUCCCGUUAAGAGGUAUGUGGAACGCUCAUAUAUGGCAGUGGAAAAGAAGGAGGAUCGUGAUAAGCUAGAGGAAUAUUUCAAGCAAAAAUUAAAUCCUCUGUUAAUGUCCGGUGCUUACAAAACAGUUGAUUGGGAUCGUGAGUCACUGCCUUCCGAAGUCAAUUUUGAGUUGAAAAUGGGUUGGACGCCAGCUAAUCAAUUGAAAAAGGGUUUAAAUACAAACGCAGAAAUGGAGAGACGGUUACCGAAAAAGUCGAAACAUGAGAUGAGCCAUCGAGGGAAUUCUCGAUCUCCUCCGUUUCGUGAACAAUCUAAAAGACGAAUACCGUUCAGUCCUCGUGUUCAUCCUCCAUCUGAUGAAGAUAAUUCAGUUGAUGAGCAGCCAAAAUUCAAGCAAACCGCUGCGCAGAAAAAGAAAAAGAAGCAAAAGAAGAAUAAUGGAAAAUCUGGACGAUGGACUGCUGAUGAACGAAGUAACGCGCAACGUGAAGAACGUGCUAAACGUUUUGCUCGAGAUGAUGAAGUACGCCGAGCAAAAUUCACGGAAAUGCGACGUCGUCUUGAUUGGUACAUUGAUCGAGAGGGAGAACAGGGAACAAGUGAUAGCGUUGUUGGAACAUGUAUGGAUGUCGAAAAAUCUUAUUUUCGUCUCACUUCAGCUCCAGAACUGAGCACGGUGAGACCACUUAAGAUACUUGAGAAAGCACUGAAAUUGGUACAACAGAAAUAUGCAACUAAUCGAGAUUAUACAUAUGCAAAUGAUCAGCUUCGAAGUAUCCGUCAAGAUUUGAUGAUCCAGUGUAUAAGGACCGAUUUUACUGUGAAUGUUUACGAAACAAAUGCACGGAUUGCAUUGGAGCAGGGUGAUCGUGAAGAGUUUAACCAGUGUCAGAGCCAGCUAAAAUUAUUAUAUAAAGAAUUACCUGAUUCUCCAAAUCGCUAUGAAUUUACCUCUUAUCGAUUGCUUUAUUACAUAUCAGUUGCUAAUACUAUAGAUCAAACUACCCUACUCAGUGAAUUAGAUGAAAAGGCGCGGAAGGACCCCUGUCUUAUGUUUUCUCUGAAAACUCGUGAAGCUUGGGCUCUUGGAAAUUAUGUGAAACUUUUCCGACUAUACCAGGAAGCGCCAAGGAUGGCAUCAUACGUAAUGGAUCUAUUUCUGGAACGAGAACGGAAGGCUGCAUUAAAUGCUUGCUUGAAAUCAUUUCGUCCUACAAUAAGCGUAACAAUAUUAGCAUCAAGGUUGGGUCUGGAAGAGUCUAAACUAUGCGAAUGGUUGACAACAUUUGGAAUAACAGCUGAUGACGGUAAAAUUGAUUGUCGUACUCACAGCAAUUCAGUGCUAGUAUAG
This is a messenger RNA of Cercopithifilaria johnstoni, 2112 nucleotides long. The record is from the annotation of a GenBank genome assembly. NCBI's taxonomy places the organism in Eukaryota, Metazoa, Nematoda, Chromadorea, Rhabditida, Onchocercidae.